AAUUCUUAUUUCGCUUUCCGAGACCACUCGUUCAUUUCCGUCUACUAGUAAUGCGCGCACAUCCGCUUCAUCUUAUCUCGUCUUUGGAUCGACCGAAAAAAUGUUCUGAUUGUUGACAGGCAUGUUCAUGAUGACAAGCAAGUAAUCAUUGCUGCUACAAUCCAUAUUUCCAUCAACUAAGCACAAUCGGAAAACAUAACCUAUACUCUCAAGGUCACAGCGAAAUGAAAACAAAGUCAUAUGCAUUCAAUUUUCCUGUUUCUACCGCAAAGGAAUUAAGCAAUGGUAUGGAGAGGAUUAUAUUUAAAGUGUGAAAUACAACAUCUCGCAUAUUUUGUGAAAAUAAUGGUUGAAUGUGUUGUGAAAUAUGAUUUUGUCUUUUGUCUUGAACCAAGCGAGCUUUAUGUUGCUUCUACCUGCUUCGUCUCUGUGAUUGGUUUGGCAAAUUGGAACUGGUUUUGAGUAGGAAUUGAUUUAACCGAUUAAUCUAGUUCCGUCGGCUCGCUGUAUUCCGACUGAUCUAAGCAAACACACACAGCAGGUAUUUCCGAAGGUCGCCCACAUAAAAACACAGCGUUAGCUGCUAGCAUUCAUUUAGGGAAACAAUGUUGACGACAAAAAGUUCAACUAAUUCGCCCUUUAAGCCUAAGGAAUUGAAGAUACACAACGAUUUUGAGUCAAAAUAUACCUACGUGAACUACGUGAACGCCGGCACAUUUGGGAAAGUGUACAAAUGCUGUAAAAAAGGUGAAGAGAGAGCAGAAUAUGCUGUGAAAAUACAAGAAGUCUCUUUUCAAGAUAAUUUCGAGGAUAGUUCGUACAUACGAGCAUUAACCGAGGCAAAGGUUUGGAAUGGUUUGGAACAUCUAAAUAUCGCGAAACUUUUCGAAUGCUUCUUGCAAAACGACCGAUUUUUUUUCGUCAUGGAGUUGGUACCAGGAAAUAACCUUUUCGAUGAGAUAUUGAAAAAAUCAACUUAUACUGAGACAAACGCUUGUCUGUACAUCAAACAGAUUCUUAGUGCGCUGGCUUAUUUGCAUGUGAAUAAAAUCAUCCAUCGUGACGUGAAACCAGAUAAUAUUAUGUUGUAUCAGAAGGAAAUGAGUAGCGUUGUGAAACUCGUCGAUUUUGGUCUUGCGAGAAGACUUGAAAAUGGAAAGAAUCGCAUGGAAUGUGCUCCUAGCGGAGCCCCGUUGUACUUAGCGCCAGAGACGAUCAUGGAAGUAGCGCUUGGGUAUCCUGUAGACGUUUGGUCGUGUGGAGUAAUCAUGUACAUUCUUCUUUAUGGAUCGCCUCCGUUUUGGUCCGAAGAUACGAACAAACUUUUUUUAGCAAUCAUCGGCUCUGAAGUUGAUUUUCUUGGCACGGACGAAAAAGAGCCUGUAUCAUUUUUAGCCAAUGACCUCAUUCAAGAGAUGUUGGUGAAGAAUCAGAAUGAUCGUAUUACAGCAAGCGACGCUCUGGACCACCCGUGGAUAACACAAUCACGAGGUCUUAAACUCUCGCGAGAGCACAGACGAAGCACUUUGGAACGAUUAUCAAACUUUCGUAGAUCAACCUCAGUCAUUGAACUUCAACAACGUUUCAAUGGAAUGAAAGUUGAGGGGAAUUUAAGCGGUGAAAAAACACGAAAAGGUCAAUUUUUGGAUUUUCCCGGCUAUAGCUAGACUUUAGUUCAGUGAAAACACGUUGAUCCAUUGUAAUUGUAGUAGAAUAAGUGGAUGUAGACAAUUUUGGAAGAUAGCUACAACUGAUAAGUCAACUUUUCCAUGUAAAAGUUAUAAUAAUGU
Messenger RNA from Dendronephthya gigantea, 1790 nucleotides. Its product is annotated as calcium/calmodulin-dependent protein kinase type II delta chain-like. The transcript has a single exon. The coding region runs from base 606 to 1667 and encodes 353 amino acids. The record is from RefSeq and is a predicted model, not a curated record. Gene Ontology annotation, biological process: protein phosphorylation. Lineage: Eukaryota; Metazoa; Cnidaria; Anthozoa; Malacalcyonacea; Nephtheidae. Gene Ontology annotation, molecular function: ATP binding; protein kinase activity.